Messenger RNA from Drosophila takahashii, 1644 nucleotides. It is a transcript of the gene Alp10, whose product is annotated as Alkaline phosphatase 10. The record is from RefSeq and is a predicted model, not a curated record. Gene Ontology annotation, biological process: dephosphorylation. NCBI's taxonomy places the organism in Eukaryota, Metazoa, Arthropoda, Insecta, Diptera, Drosophilidae. Gene Ontology annotation, molecular function: alkaline phosphatase activity.
CUCUGUCGAACGGAGCAUUACUCAGUUUUAAGUCACCGCCCCCCAUACAAGAUGGUAAAAAGUUCCCUGAUCUUGUGCCUUUUCGCUCUCCUGUUUGUCCAGGUUCGGAGUGAUCUGGCCGAUGAGCAAGAACAUGCCCAACAUCCCCGUCUGCAAUCAUCACGCGACUUCGAGGCCCUCGACGAGGAGCUGGACACACGGUUCUGGCACGAUAAGGCCCAAUCGAUUCUGGCCGAUAAGCUGGCCACACACAAGAAACUCAACGAAAAUCGGGCUAAGAACGUGAUCCUAUUUUUGGGCGAUGGCAUGUCAAUUCAUACGAUUGCGGCCACACGUGCCUUCAUGGGCGAUAGCAACAAGCAGGUCUUCUUCGAGAAGUUCCCCUAUUUGGGUCUCUCCAAGACGUAUGCUGUAAACGAACGUACCCCCGAUUCGGCCAACACAGCCACGGCCUAUUUGACCGGAGUUAAGGCCAACUACGGUACCAUUGGAGUGAAUGCCCAGGUGCAGCGUGGCGACUGUGUGACCAAUUCGAGCCAUCAUGUCCAGAGCAUUGGUCAGUGGGCCCAGGAGGCCGGAAAGUGGGCGGGUGUGGUGACCACGGCACGAGUGACACAUGCCUCGCCAGCUGGGGUUUAUGCCCAUGUUGCGGAGCGGAAUUGGGAGCACGAUGGUGAGAUAGUCAGCUCCCAGUGCAGUCCCGAAAUCAACACGGAUGUGGCCCGCCAGCUGGUGGAGUGGCCAGUGGGCCAGGAACUUCGCGUGAUUAUGGGCGGUGGUCGCUCCUAUUUCCGGGAUCAAUCCCAGCCCGAUGAGACUGGUGUUGCGGGCCUGCGGACCGAUGGUCGAGAUCUGAUCAACGACUGGCAGGAGAUCAAGAAGCAACAGGGAGCGGAGGGCAAGUACGUGUGGUCCCUGAAGGGUCUCAAGGAAACGGAUCUCAGCAAGACGGAUUAUCUUCUCGGACUCUUCGACACCUCUCACCUGCCCUAUCACGGUGAUCGUCGGCGAACCCAUUACGAAGACGCCGAGCCAUCCCUUUCCGACAUGACAGAGGCAGCCAUCAAAUUGCUUAGCAAAAAUAAAGAGGGAUACUUCCUGUUUGUUGAGAGCGGCCGUAUUGAUAUGGCCCAUCACGCCACAAAGGCGAGGAAGGCUCUGGAAGAUACUCAAGAAUUCGCGGCAGCCGUAGAAAUGGCAAGGAAAAUGACCAACGAGGAGGACACUCUCAUUGUUGUGACUUCGGAUCACUCGCACACCAUGUCCAUUAAUGGCUAUCCGUACCGGCGUCAGAACAUCCUUUCCCUGGCUCCCAAUGUGGCUGAUGAUGAUCUGCCCUUUACCAUCUUGUCCUAUGCCAACGGCCCUGGAUUUACCGACACCUACAGCUCUGAGUCUGGACGCAUUGAUCUCGGCCAUACGGACACUACCAACGAAGAGUUUGCUUUCCAGGCCACGGUUCCCCUGAGCAGUGAAACCCAUGGCGCCGAGGAUGUGGGUGUCUUCGCAUCUGGUCCCUUCGAGCAUCUUUUCACUGGCAAUUACGAGCAGAGUUCCAUCCCAGCCAUGAUGGCCUAUGCGGCCAACAUUGGGCCCUUUGCCAAGGACAAACUGAAUGAGUAAUAAAGUACCGAUCAUAUCGUA